ACCGACCUGCAGGGCUCUCCCUCGGACAGCCGCCUCCCGCACCCCUCGUUUAGGACCCUGCGGACACCGCGUCCUGCGUCCACGCCCUCUCCUCAAGCCUCCCCACCCUUAAAAAGAAGGAACGUCCGAGACCCCACGUCCCAGGGCCAGAGGACCCGUCCCACGGCAGCCAGUGGAGACACCCCUGACCGGAGAGACUGACAUCCGCACAGAUCCCGCCUCUCUGCCUCCACCUCUCCGGAGACCCACUCUCUGCUCCGCCGCCCCGCCAAGUGCUGGGGGCCCCCGCUGCCUGUCGCGCUCCUGCGGGGGGACCCUCGGCUACGCAGCCAGCUGGCGCCCGCGUAGAUGGCGAGGAGCCCCCAAGGCCUCCUGAUGCUGCUGCUGCUGCACUACUUGAUGGUCGCCCUGGACUAUCAUAAGGCAAAUGGAUUUUCAGCAUCAAAAGACCACCAUCAAGAAGUUACAGUAAUCGAAUACCAAGAGGCUAUUUUAGCUUGUAAAACUCCAAAGAAGACCACUUCUUCCAGAUUAGAGUGGAAGAAACUGGGACAGGGUGUCUCCUUAGUCUACUAUCAACAGGCUCUCCAAGGUGACUUUAAGGAUCGUGCUGAGAUGAUAGAUUUCAACAUACGGAUCAAAAAUGUUACAAGAAGUGAUGCUGGAAAGUAUCGCUGUGAAGUCAGUGCUCCAUCUGAGCAAGGGCAGAACCUGCAGGAAGAUACAGUUACUCUACAAGUACUGGUGGCUCCUGCAGUUCCAUCAUGUGAAGUACCCACUUCUGUGAUGAGCGGAAGUGUUGUAGAGCUACGAUGUCAAGAUAAAGAAGGAAACCCAGCUCCUGAGUACAUAUGGUUUAAAGAUGGCACAAGUUUGCUAGAGAAUUCAAAACGUGGCAUACACAACAAUAGCUCCUAUACAAUGAAUACAAAAUCUGGAAUUCUGCAAUUUAACAUGAUUUCCAAGAUGGACAGUGGAGAAUAUUACUGUGAAGCCCGCAAUUCUGUCGGAUAUCGCAGGUGUCCUGGGAAACGAAUGCAAGUAGAUGUCCUCAACAUAAAUGGCAUCAUAGCAGCUGUAGUAGUUGUGGCCUUCGUGAUUUCUGUAUGUGGCCUUAGUAUAUGCUAUGCUCAGAGAAAAGGCUACUUUUCAAAAGAAACUUCUUUCCAGAAAGGUAGUCCUGCAUCUAAAGCCACUACAGUGAGUGAAAAUGAUUUCAAGCACACAAAAUCCUUCAUAAUUUAAAAGAAUUCCACUUUUGAGAUGCACCAAAACCACAGUUGUCACACAAGUUAUUAAAAUAUUAUAAAUGUCUGCUUUGUCUUACAAAGAGAUGGAUAAGGAAAUGAAAGUGGUAAUUCCUCAUAAUUUUUAUGACCUCUAACUCACAUGAAAUUGGUAUUUUAAGCAAAAUGUUCUUGCCACCACCUCAAAUACAAUCUGGCAUCUUGUGUCUGAACUACAGAGAAAUGAAAUAUCUGGUAACACUCUGAGUUUUGUGACAUGCACAUCAGUAUCUUCAGUUUUAGAACUUAAUGUAUCACAUUGAAUGUGAAGCUAAUCCAAGAGGCAGGAACACACUGCAUGUGUUCUCCAUGCAAGAAUGGCUCCUGUGUUCAGAAAACACUGGAAAGAACAGAAACUCUGCUCUCAGAAUUCCUACCAGAAUCCUCCCUACCUCUGUGUAAUCCUUAUCCCGUGGCUCUUUGUCUCCAAUCUAUCUGUAAGGGAAGCCCAGGGCUGGGUCUUAGGCCCAGGGAUUUGCACUUUCUGUUUACUUUCCUGUCUCAGAACCAAAAGCAACAGGAGUGGAGCUGCUAGCUGCUAUUGCCAUUUUCUGAGGCUCCUCUGGAGAGGCUCAGUGACCUGGACACCAGAACUCACAACGAAAACCGACAAAACUUCACAGACACUUUCCUGUGCACGAAUGGUUGUCUCUAACAACAAAACUGAGCUGGGCUAGUCCCUCAGUGCUGCACGUAAAAGGCUGCCAGUCUGCCUAUGACUAACAGGGACAUGGCAAGGGAAGCAUUUGCUCCAUACUUAAAAUGUGAAUGAACAAGCUCGUUUUGACUCCUGGCAUCUACAACCCGCUUGAUACAGCAAAGACACAUGAGAAACCAUGGCUGAAAUGAGACCUGGGUCUGUUUCUGAACUGAUUAACCGCAAAGGCCACCAGCUAGUUAGUGUCAGAAUAUUAAAUUCCCAGGGCUCAACAGUAAAAGCAGUCCUGUUUGGACUGGUUUACUCAUAUUAAAAACAAAAUGCAACUGGGAUGUCUAGUUCUGGGUAAAUAAACAUGAAAACAUCAUUUACUGCCUUUGUCAGCUUUGAAUAUGGACAAGUUGGCUUAAAAUUUUUUGUUUGUUUGUUUUUCCUACCCAAAAGACAAAGCAGAUUCUCAGGAUUCACUGAAUAAAUGGAGUAGGUGGUCACUGAGUGCUUGGCAGUGACCUGGUCAUGGGGGAAAUGCCCACUGCCAUACUGUGGCCUUGAACCCUUCUAGUAGACUCCUUACAGGUCUGACUCCUGUAAAAUGGCUCAACCCUCAAGGUCAGAUUCACUUAAUGGAGCCAACAAACUCUACAAAGAAGACAGAACACAUUUCAACCUACAUGGUUCCUGAUGAAACCACUCAACUCACACAGUGUAGCCUACAAGCAAGUAAGGUAUGCCUCUGUUCCAAGAGAUAGGGUCACAAAAUCAGCAACAGAGAUGCGAUUUGCCCAGAUACAAGCUCCUCACUCCUCAUAGCAAAUGACAGAGAAUCACCUGUGGUGUAUACGAAAUCAGGGUGAAUGUUCCCUAUGCCACGACUGUCAGAUGUGUCUUGGUAGGAGGAAUGCUGUCCUCAUGCAGUGCCAAGUAGAUACAGAACUCUCAAGGAUGCCUCUUCAGGCCCACACACAACACAAGACUAACUGCUUCAAUUUAAGUGACACAAAUCCACAUUGUGAGAGGACAAUUAUGUAGUGCCUUAACUUCACUGAUGAAAAGCUUCCUUUUGAGAUUUAUUUUAUGCAGUGUAAAAACCUAACAAAGUCUGUUGCCAAAUACCUAUUCUGCAUUCUUAACUGAACCACUGCCUACAGCUAAGCAGAAACCAUUGUCUGAAGAAGGCUUUCCUCCACACCAAGGACGUGACUGUGCACAUUAAUUCUCUAGUGUACCUAUGGCUCACUGCCAUUUGGACUUGUCCAUCUGUUUUAUGAGACUUGAACUCUAACACUGUGUCAAAUUGUAGUGUGUAGAGCAUUUUGAUUUUAUUUUUCCACAGUGAAACUGUGGUGGGGUUCUAGAAACUAUAGCCAGUUUUGUUUUAGUAUGCUGCUGGUGUAACUAGAUUCAGCUUAUUUCUAGUUGGGAUGAGGGUUAACUUAACGAAGUCUGGAUGUUUAUUUUUCAGUACUUUACAAAGAAUUUCCUUCACUGUACAGCUCACUUUGUUUGAUUAAAGUUCACAUUACAAAAAUAGCUACAUACAGCUAAACUUUUUAGCCCCAUUCAACAGAGCAGAGGAAGUCAGUUACCUAUUGUUCAGUAAAACCCAGGAAACUCCUCCCUCUUAGCACCUGCAGCUGUAAGGCAGCUCUUUCAGUUUAAGAUGAAAAUCUCUUACCUCUCAGCUUGGAUACCUGCCAACGUCUAAAUUCAGAGAACAAAAGGGUAGACUCCUUAUUGGAUGCUUUACAUACAUCAGAGGUUGGGGAUAGGGAAGUGCAAAAUCUCAUUCCUCUUCUAAGAGGAGCCUGUGCUUUUACAGUUGGUGGUUUUUUGGGUUUGCAGUGCCAUUAAUGGAGGAGGUGGGGUCUUUAUACACGUCCAACUGAUCCACAGUUCACACUUUUUCUGCAUUUAAAAUUUUCCAGUUCCUAUACUUUCUCUUCAUCCUCAGUAACCUCUGGCUCACCCACCCACCCUGGCUGGAAAACCUCUUUGUCCUCUAUUCUCUACCAUUCUGUUAUGGUGGGACACAGCAUCUCCAUCCACUCUCAUUUCCCUAUCUCUGAAUUGGUAUUUUAAAACUUAUCUUACAAAGUAUGUAAUUCCAAGCACACUUCAUUUUGACUAUCAACCCCCAUCCCCCUUUCCUGCUACCCUAAAACCCUCAGUCGUCUCCCUUCCAUUCUAUCUUCCUCAUACCCCUCUUAAGCCUCUAUCUCAUGGUCCUCUUCUACUUCCCUGGACUGAAGGCGUUUGUGUUUCUGAGCAUAAUCCUUUGCAGUUUCAUUCAUUUUCUGGCAAUUUCAUAGCUGAAUAAAAUUAUCUGUUUUUAAGUGCUAAAGUUAGCCAUCAACAAUGUUAUAUGUAAAUUCUAGCUGCAGAACCACCCCAUCCCUAAAUUUCUCCAUCUUUAAUCUCCUAAUGAUGCCAUAAAAACCUGGCAUCUCAGACUAUCGUUAUCCUCACCUUUUCUUUCUGGGGCCAUAAGAACCUUUUAGUCACUCAAUCUCCCCUAUUCUGGUGCAUCCUUUCCUAACCCCAUUUCACAGUUUGCCUAAGGACUUUCAUGCCCAAUGACACUCCCCUCUCUUCUCCACUGACUAAACACUUUCACUCUUUACUUAUUAAGCUUAUAGUCCACAGCUGGGAACUAAAAUGCUUCUCCUCCUCCUCCUUUAUGCAGACGCUUUCAUAACCCACCUAGUGAGCAACAACCCACUUUCUUGGCUGCGUUGUCACUCACCAAUCAAAAUGAACUGUGCAUCUUCACAACUUACUCCACCUUUUGAAUACAUUUGUAACACUUCCCUUGGAAGGCUGGUCCUCAUCACAAGCCAUGGAAAUUAUCUACUCCCAACAGACAGGUCAAAUUAAGCUGCUCUAGCACAGCCCUCUCUCAUUUCCCAAUUGCAAAUUUCUUCUCUGAAUUCUGAAGGCAUUUGAUUUUUUUGCGAUUAUUUAUUGGUUUAUGUUAUAGUGUAGGUAGGUAUGCACAUGUCUGACACCUCUACCAACUGGAAACCCUGAGAAAAAAACUCAUUUGUAUAGGUCUUCAUAAACCCCAAGGUAUUUAAUAGUGAACAUGAAGAUAGUUCCUAAAAAUUCUGAAUAUCUGUGAGGCACAAAGAAUGAUUAAUUGUGAGCAUCUACUUAGAAUAUUAAUAAAACAUUAUA
Messenger RNA from Psammomys obesus (fat sand rat), 5118 nucleotides. It is a transcript of the gene Jam2, whose product is annotated as junctional adhesion molecule 2. The record is from RefSeq and is a predicted model, not a curated record. Gene Ontology annotation, biological process: leukocyte tethering or rolling. Lineage: Eukaryota; Metazoa; Chordata; Mammalia; Rodentia; Muridae. Bases 349 to 1245 code for a protein of 298 amino acids. The transcript has 10 exons. Gene Ontology annotation, cellular component: cell surface; tight junction; protein complex involved in cell adhesion.